CACACUCUCUCUUUUAAAGCGCACCCCUCCAUCCUCUUCUCGGCGCUCGGCAGCGCCAGCCCCGGCUCCGGCCAUUUCGCGCAGCGGCGGCGGCGCCUCCGGAGGGACCCGGGAGGAGGAGGAGGAGGAGGCCUACAGAAGAUGACGGAAUACAAGCUGGUCGUUGUUGGAGCUGGUGGCGUGGGCAAGAGUGCGCUGACGAUACAGCUGAUUCAGAACCAUUUCGUAGAUGAAUAUGACCCUACAAUAGAGGAUUCGUACAGGAAGCAAGUAGUCAUAGAUGGCGAGACCUGCCUCUUGGACAUUCUAGACACAGCCGGCCAAGAGGAGUACAGUGCAAUGAGGGACCAGUACAUGAGGACGGGCGAAGGCUUUUUAUGCGUAUUUGCUAUAAAUAACACAAAAUCUUUCGAAGAUAUUCAUCAUUAUAGGGAACAAAUAAAGAGAGUGAAAGAUUCUGAAGAUGUCCCCAUGGUGCUAGUAGGAAACAAGUGUGACUUGCCUUCGAGAACCGUAGACACAAAACAAGCUCAGGACUUAGCUAGAAGUUACGGAAUUCCUUUCAUCGAAACCUCUGCGAAAACGAGACAGAGAGUGGAGGAUGCAUUUUAUACAUUGGUGCGAGAGAUCCGCCAGUACAGAUUGAGAAAAAUCAGCACAGAAGAAAAGACUCCUGGGUGCGUGAAAAUUAAAAAAUGCCUUUUAAUGUGACAGGGGCGUUGACGAUGCCUUCUACACAUUAGUCCGGGAAAUCCGAAAACACAAAGAGAAGAUGAGCAAAGACGGCAAAAAGAAGAAAAAGAAGUCGAAGACAAAGUGUAUAAUUAUGUAAAUGCAAUUUAACCCUUCGUCCUUAAGGUGUACGUCGGUAAACGUGAUUCAUUUUUGUACCAUUACACUAAAUUAUUAGCACACACGUUUUUAGCAUUACUUUAAAACAGACACCUUCCCUCCCUGCUUUGUGAACCCAUUGGAUGCCUUUUCUGGAUGCUUGCUUUUAAGUGACAGUGGAAAGCAUUCCUAAGUGCCAGUAUUCCUGGAAUUUUGGUUCAUGAACCUAGCAAUGCCUGUGAUCCAUCAAGAAUACCCGAAAACAUUUUAUUCGGUGGUAUUUGGGUGCAUGCAAAACUUGCUAAUGUCUUCUGAUUCCCCCACCCACUCCUCCUUUCUUAGGAAGUUGUGACUGGCUGCUGUUGUUGUUUUUUGCAGGAACUGCCUUACUGGAAGAAUUGCCUUCGCUUGGGGCAAUUGUUUCCCGGGGUUUGGGGUGGGAGUCCCUUCAUCCAAGAGCAGGAGGGGUGAAUGAGAAGACAGGAUGCUUAUAGUGGCACUCCCUUCCCUGUUACAUCUCAUAGAUCUCCUCCUUGGACAUAGGUUGGAGGAGAACGAGGAACCAGGUAUCUCAUUUGAAUUAUCUAGAGCCUGGUGAGUGCUGAGAGAGCCAACAGCAGCGGUUGUGCCACAGAGGCCCUGUGUAAAGUCUUGAGUUCCUGUUGAAAUGCAGCACUUUAGACCCAGGUGAUUUACAGGAACAGGGCGUUCCUGAGCGGGCGAGGACCAUGACAUGGUGGGAUCAGGGGCUCUCCGCUAUACAGAGAGUUGAGAGGAAGCAAGGUUUUUAUGACUACGGUAGGCCUGCCGCAGGCGAGGAAAGUGGGCCUCAAGUUGUCACAAGAGGGGAGCUGGGAAACUUUCCACCUAUGCAUGGACCAACGUACCAUCAGGACCCAACAUUUAGGGAGAGAUGGUGCUUGUGGGAAAGGGGUAGGAGAAGAAGCCCCUUUCAGAUGUGGGAUGCCAGAGCUGGCUGAGUUGGCACGGCCCCAGGAGUAGCCAACAUUGUACCCUUCAGGUGUUGUUGGACUCCAAAACCCAUCAUCCCCGACCAGUUCCAGCCAGCAUGAUGGGAGUUGUAGUCCAGCAUCAUCUGACGGACACCAAGUUAGCGGCUGCCUCUUGCGGUUGCUGGGAUGUAGGUGAUGGGAGCAAGCAUCAAGCCUAGGACAGCACCUUGCCUGAAGCUGGUCCCGGGUCUUUGUAAAAAACUGAGGUGGUUAACCUGCAGCCUCCCAGGUGUUGCUGGACUCAAACGCCCAUCAGUCCCGGCGAAAAUGGCCAGUGGUCAAGGAUGAUGGGAGUUGUUGGGGCUGCAGUGUCUGGAUGGCCACAGCUUCCCUGCCCCUGUGGUAUGAAAGGCAACCUGCUGUUAUCUCCAGCUUAUUUUCUGCUGUGUUUGUGAUAAAAGGACUGGUCAGUGCAAGUGAUCCUGGUUUUCCAACACACGCUUUUUCAAAAAAAGUUUUGGUUCUGCUGACUGCAAUAUUGGAUAACACCUCCUUAGCCUUCCUAAUGUAUAAUUUCUGCUUUGGGGCACCGUUUUAUUGUAGCGUUUCCAAUCAACUUGAAUGAAUGUAAGGAUUGUGGGCUUCUCACAGAAGCAAGUUUCUUUCCCCCACCCCUCCCAACCACACUUCCCCAAGGCAGUUUGUCGUGGGUCACUCUUAAAAAUCUAACUAUUUUUUUCUAUUAAAAGUGAAAAUGUAAAAAAAGAGGGGAAACAAAUUCAAAUUGGAUUGAUUUGUUGAAAUGAGACAUCUCUGCCUUUUGGCUAAGAUCAAGUGUGUGCAUAUAGAAUAUACAGGUGAAACUUGGAAAAUUAGAAUAUCGCCAAAAAGUGCAUUUAUUUCAGUAAUGCAACUUCUUAUUUUUUAUUUUUCUUUUAAUUUUUACAAAUGCCUUCUUUUGGAAAUUCCACAGUAAUAAAAUAGUUACAAUAAUACAAAAAUAAACAUUGCUAUUACAUUUCAUUAAUUACAUUCCAUUUAUAAUUGACCCGCCUAACGACAAAUAAUCACAACAAAUAAAGGCUCGAUAUAUCUUGCUUUGCAUGUCAUGCAUCUAUCUCAUAUAUUGGUUUCACCUUUUAAGUUGCGUUACUGAAAUAAAUGCACCUUUCGACGAUAUUCUAAUUUUUCGAGUUUCACCUGGAGAAAAGCGCUGAGGUGCUAAGAGUAGCAUUUCGUUUCGUCUUUCGGAAGAUGAUGUCAGAAUGAAUGAACAGCAGUUACUUGGUGGGCUGUGCCCUUAGGCUGUACAGUUUUCCCAAACCUGCUUAACAAUUUAAUUUAAUUCCAUUGUCGUGUUUUUAUGUUGGAAAUAAGCCUCCCUCUCACCCUUCCACUCUCUCUCUCUCUCUCGAGUGCCAAAUCUCCUACUAGGACUAUUUCUUAAAAUGCAAUGUGUUUACCUAGAAUGUAUUUUAACUAUUUUUGUAUAGUAUAAACUAAAAAAAAAUAAGAAAAAUACAUGUUUUGUACAUUGUGCUUUUUGUUUCCAUUUGAGGCAAAAUAUAUGCAAUGUGACCCAGGUGAUGGACAUUUUUUGGGGGGGGAACCACCCCCCCAGUCUUUCUUUCAAUCCUGUGACCUCGAAACAUUUAGUCACACCUGAAGAAUGACCACUGUUCAUUUAAACCCUUACAGAUGUUUUUAUCAGCAGCAUGUGCUGUGAAGCGAUAUGAAAUCUGUCAAGUUUGUCACAAAACAACACCGCUCCUGUUGUAAUGAAUAAAUAAAAAAGCCUGUGUUUCUACAGUUUGGUUUUCCCCCUCA
Zootoca vivipara (common lizard) is the source of this 3611-nucleotide messenger RNA. RefSeq names its product KRas proto-oncogene, GTPase (gene KRAS). Gene Ontology annotation, cellular component: membrane. The record is from RefSeq and is a predicted model, not a curated record. NCBI's taxonomy places the organism in Eukaryota, Metazoa, Chordata, Lepidosauria, Squamata, Lacertidae. Gene Ontology annotation, molecular function: GTP binding; GTPase activity. Gene Ontology annotation, biological process: signal transduction.